Macrobrachium nipponense is the source of this 6715-nucleotide messenger RNA. RefSeq names its product insulin-like growth factor-binding protein complex acid labile subunit. Bases 64 to 1986 code for a protein of 640 amino acids. Gene Ontology annotation, molecular function: protein binding. The transcript has 5 exons. Gene Ontology annotation, cellular component: extracellular matrix. Lineage: Eukaryota; Metazoa; Arthropoda; Malacostraca; Decapoda; Palaemonidae. The record is from RefSeq and is a predicted model, not a curated record.
AGACGUAUUUUAUCGGCCUGAUACCUACAUUACCUGGAGUCUUCUAGACCAGUCGCAAACACGAUGAAGGGACCGCACUCACGGACGUGGACGGUCGUGUGGCUGGUCGUGCUCGUCGCAGCUCCGUCGUGCGUGUCGUCCGCACGGUGUCCCCGGUCGUGCAAGUGCGAAUACGACGCUACGGGACGGAAGACGGUCGUCUGCGACAACGGAAGCCUGACGGACCCGAUACCCGUCUUCGACAUGGAGCGGGACACGAAGAUUCUCACCAUCACCGCCCCGGAGGACCAGAGUAACACGCUGACGGUGGGUCCCAUCUUCUCGACGCUCUCCCAGCUGGAGGAGAUCCACAUCACCAAGUCCAACGUCCCAGCCAUCGGCGAGAACUCCUUCUGGGGCCUCAGGCACCUCAGGCUUCUUAACCUGACCAACAACAACAUCACUCUACUCCUCGACUCGCAUUUGAGGGGCAUGAGGUCACUCGAGUCGCUGCAUCUUGAUGACAAUCAUAUCAACUCAGUGGCCUCAGCAACUUUCAUGUCUCUGGAGAAUCUAGAAACGCUGACGAUGGCGAGGAACAAGUUACGUGGCCUCGCCCCUCGAAUGUUUCUCCUGCUGAACCGCCUUAAGACCUUAGAUCUCAGUGGAAAUGCGAUUCGGGAGUUGGAGCCAGAGGUCCUGAAAGAUCUCCCCUCACUGACAACCCUCCGGUGUGCAGACUGCGGUCUCACGAUGGUGAAAUCGCUCGUGUACAGAGUUGUGCCUCGCUUAGAGAUUCUCGAUCUCCGAAACAAUCAUAUCACGAUGUUAGCCCCGGAGGAAUACAUGGACCUGGAUUAUUUGAGACAUCUCUAUCUUGAUGGGAACAGGAUCUUUGAGCUGAAAGAUUACACCUUCAAAGGGCUGGCUUUGCAAGACCUUGGUCUUUCAAGAAAUCGAAUGGAAAAGAUUUCCCGAAUGGCAUUUGAAGACUCUGCUGUCCUAGCAAUCGAUUUGUCCUCUAAUAACAAACUGCAGUUUGCCUCCUUUCGCCAUCUCAACCCAGUCAUUGGCCACAUGCAUGAACUCAGCAUUGGAAGCAACCGGCUCAGCGUAGAACAUAUACGAGACCUUCUCAAGAGAGCGAUAAAACUGAAGAAGUUGAAUCUCAGCCAUAUGCAUCUCAAUCAACUGUUGCCAACUAUGUUUGCCUCUCAGGCUAAACUGGAGGUCCUCAACUUGUCCAGCAACAGCCUUCGAUACAUCCCCGUGGAUGUCCUCCACUCACUGCCCAGUUUGCACAUCGUCGACCUUCGCAAGAAUGAUUUCAGAGGACUGCCAGAAAUUAUUUUGCGGCGCUUAGAUCGCGUCCACAAUGUAGAACUGGAUGGUAACCCUUGGUCUUGUGAUCAGUGCCAUAUUCCCUACUUGAAAAUUUGGCUGAAUAACACCAAGGCCUUUAGAGAAGCCUGCCAGCCCGACGUAGAUGCCCCAAAAUGUCUGAAAUGCCAGUCGCCCAUAGAAAUGUACGAUAAGCCUAUCAUUGAAAUAGAUGGGUUGGAGCUGCAGCCUUGUCCUGAGGGAACAUUUGAUGUCGCCGCUGCCAGUGCAAGUUCCUCGAGCUUCUCCCUGGUGCUUGCAGUGGUCACGGCAGCCGUGGUCGUCAUUCUGCUGCUGAUCAUCUUAGUGGUAGGCAUCGUGAUGUACAACCGCCACACGGCCUUCUACUACACUCACGAAAACGACUCCAGGCACCAUUUCUAUGAGAACCCCGUGCUGCACUCCGACCACACCGACAUCACACUCGAGGAGGACCUUGACCACCUUCCGGACAAGGACGUGAGGGAGGACAUGCAAAACAACGUUUCAGGUCACGACCCGACCAAAGGCGACAACGCAGAUUCCCCUGACAGUAUUAAGAAGGAGUCGACUGAGAACAACGUGGCAGUGAUCGACGAGCUCAUAAAAAGCAAAAACGGAAAAACGGCCCAGAACGGCAGGUCCUGAGGCUACUUUUAUGGUUCUAAAUAUGAUAGGAAAAAUGUGUGAUCGUCAGCAUUUAUAAGACUAACUGUACUGCCUACUCACUUUUUAGAACCGAGACUUUUUGGAAAAAAAAAAUAAAAACUGCAGUGCGUUUUUGAUGCUUUAGAUGUUCCAGAAUGUUAGCGUAUCAUCAGCAGGUUAGAAUCUGAAACGUCACUGUAUGUUUGUGUCAUUCAUAAUAUAUAAGGAAUCAUGUGCUCUACUGUGAUGUAUUCCUAAAACUGACAUACAUCGCACACACAGCAUUUACAGUCAUUUGUUAGUGGUGACGUGAUGUGUUCCGUAGUGACAUGGUUAGCCUCUCCCAUUUCCGUCGAGGUGGGACUUGAACUGGAGGUGAAAGUGAGUACAACAGGAACACCUCGAUGCUUCUUCUUCUUCUUCUUCUUCUUCCAGAGAAGAGUGGUUCGAUUCACUGUGGACCCUUUAAACUGGGAUGAGUCGGGGAGGGGAAAGUUGUCAAGUUGUCGCCCAUUACGUUGAUGACCCCAAGAGUUUUCAAUCUGUUUUUGUUUUUAGUGUAAAAAAUGAAUAAUCUGGCUAUGUGUCUGUCUCAUUUCAAGAAACGCGACAGAUUUUUUCUUUCGUGUUUUCGAUAUUUUGCACUUUUAUGUAACCCAGUGAAUUCUGAUUUAUGUUAUAGACAAAACUCAUUUACACAAAUGGUGUUGGUGUACGACUAAGCCUUUUAUUAGAGACUUUCUAGGCCUUUACAGUGGGUACUGUAAUGCAUGUGUUGGUGUAUGAUAAAUAUAUUUUUUGUGACCAAAUAAGGCAUUCUUAGAUUUAGCAACAUAUAUAGAGAAGUGAUUUAAGGACGCGAAGUCCACAAGGACACGAUACUUGGUAAGAUAUAUUUUAGGUGAUCUCUAUGAUAAUCUGUACCUUCUUCUCAUCAGGCUUCGUUUAAAUUAAGACAACUAAUCUAUUCGGUUAUGUAUACCUUUCAAGUGCUUAAUCGAGCUGCCUGAGUUUCUUUAAAGUUUAAUAUAUUCACCAGUAAUGUAUAUAGAAUUUGAAGAUAAUAACUCCAGCAUUUAUUAUUUAUUUCGGCUCUUACCAUAUGGAUACUGGGCAGCUUCAAGAAGCUCUGACAUUUUCCAUUUAUUUGAGGGCGUGGCACUUGCAUUGAAGCGUUGUAAUAGGUAAAAAAAAAAAACAUACGUUUCUAGAGGUCAUGCCCAUAUACUUCUCAUACACUGUGGGCAAGGGUACUCCUCAUGUGGUUAUACACCAGUAUCUAUAUAGCUAGGUUUAUAAGCAAAUUUGUAAUUGAAGAAGCUAUAUUUUUUCUUUCAAAACUAUUCUUGAGAUUAUUCUAUAGUUCUUCAACACUCCCAGAAGCUGUUUUCAGUUAUUUUGCUUUGAUCAAGUUACAUACUGAUCUUAAUUUGAUCUUAUGAAGUCCACUUCCUUAUCAUAAGGAACUUGGUUGUAUUUUAUUUCCAUAAAUUUAAAGGUUUAGGAUAAUAUGCAGUUCAGACAGGAUAUACUGGUACUAUAAUUGAAUAUAAAACAGAUUGCAUAAUUAUGGUAGGCAAAGCCUUUGUCCUAAGGUGAACACACUUAAUAUAUUGGAUCUUUUGUGAUUUUAAGUUAAGUGAAACUGAUUUUUAAUUUUAGAGCUGUUUUAUUAAUGACAUGAGUUUUGUUAAAGUUUCCAUAUAAAUCUGGAGAUUUGCUUUAUGCUUUCUUGGAUGCAACAAUUCACUGCUAGAUUUGAAUUCAUCCUUUUUUUAUUUUAAGCUAAAUAUGUUAUGUGGAACAAAUAAUGACAUUAGAUUACACAAUACGUUUUCAGUAGCAAUGUUUGGUUAUGCUUUUCAGUGGCUGUCAUUUUCAUGUCAUUUAUCAUAUUCUUGUACAUCAUUAGUAUCUUUUGUAUUUUCUAUAGUCUUACUGCAUAACCAUGUAACGUAUAUUAGAUUUUCUAUGAGGACAUUCCAGUAUGCAUUUUACAGUAACAUUUUAUAUCUUAAACAUUCAGCUUACCUGUAACUCAGCUGAGAACUCUCAAUUAUGCAUUGAAAAUUGCUGUAGUAUCUUAGAGGGGUCCACCAGAUCGGUAGUGAAAAUUGGAAAGCUGAAUAUCUGUAAACAAACAUGAUUGGUGAUGUGUUAAAUACCCUGUGUUAUUGCUAGAGGUAUUGGUGAACUCACUGGUACCAGUGUCUACAUGAGAAUCAUAUUUUUAUUAUCAUAGUUAGCAUUACUGUGUCUAAGCUCUUCCAGCACAGCCAUUUUCAUUGUGGCUAAACUACUGCAAAGAUCAACUCUCAGAUUUGGUCAGGUUUAGAGUAGAAAAUACCUCAUGCCUCUGUGCAGUCUCCUAUUUCAUAAAAACAGAAAGACGUUCGCUCAAGACUUGGUAAGGGGACAUUCACAGGUUAUUUCAAUGCAAAAGAGAUUUCGAGUUUUCAUGGAUCGAAUUUUCUCUCAUGGUGUCAUUUGAUUUAUACUGUAAUUUUUAUUUAAGUGUUCUGCCAUAUAAGAGUAGCCUCAGAGUUUACUUUUCUCACAGGACUCUAAUCUUGGGGAAUCUGUGAAUGUGGCCCUGUGGCCACUUAUAGCAAAAUGCAGACCCUUUAUAAACACACCCCUUCAUGAAAUAAACGUUUUGCUGAUAUAAUCCUUCCAAUUUCAGAGAGGAGAAACAUUGCCUUGAAAUGGUGAAUUUUUGUUAGCCUGACCAUGUUAUUCGUUGGUGUGUCUAUCAGCAUCAACUCUACUAAAAAAGGGAAGCAGCUUUCUUUGAGAAUAAUUUUUAAAUUUCAAAAUUCUAUAUAGAAUUAACCCCAUUCCCAAAUUAACUAGUACUGUACUUGUACACUGAACAUUGCCUUUGAGGCUUAGUGGAUCCAGCCUUUUACUGAUGCCACUGUGCAACAGGGCAUUUACAUCCCUAAAUGCAAUGAUCUAUUUCAAGAUAUUUUACCAGAAAUGGUAACAUAAAGCGAAACAUGAAUAUAAGGCCACAUCCAUAGAGGGUGCUUUGCAAUAUGAACUUGACUUUUUGGAUAAGAUUGCAAGUACUGGCCUAGCUACACUAUUCCAUCAAGCAGCUCAAAGACAGGUUAUACAGGUAAUAUGUUUGGCACGCCACCUCUGAUUGGCUGUAGGCUGGGCUCCCAGACAAUGUCAUCAAGCCUCAUAUCUAUGAAGAAUGAAUUUCUUAUCCUUACCCCAUCACUAAGCCCAGGUCACCCUCAGCAAGCAACGCACCGCUAACUGUUGGUCUUAUUUUAGUAUUUCUCAUAGUUUCUUUAAUGGCUUUGUUCUCGUUGUUCUCCGCAAUGGCUGUGAUUUCCAUUUCAUUAGAUAGUCUGGUUAAGUAGAUAAUAAAUUUACUUUAAUAGCUUCUAAAUUUUUCACCGAGAGUUUUUGGCAUUGUAACUAACAAAUUUUAUAACAGCAGUUUUUGAACCCUGGAAUUUUAUUCAUGCCUUAGCAGAACCCAAAUUUGUUUCCUUCACAGACAGUUUUUUUUAUCUAAAUUGUAUCAUUUUACAGAUUCAGUGACAUUAACACAACAUAAGAAUAAAAUGUACUUUUGAUUGUGGUAAAGCCAGCAAGGGGUCUGUGUUGAAGUCACCAUUACUAGUCAGAAAACCAGUAAAAUAUCUUGAACAAACUCUCCAUUGGAAAUUCCUUUGUGCUUUUAAGGAUGUCCUCAUUCCCAAGUCUUGAGUCUUCAUAGAAAUCUUGCAUGUUACAGUUACUUGAAGGUACUGAAUCUAAGCAUUGAACUUUGUACUUCAUGAUGGUCAGUGUGCUCUAGUGCAGGCUGUAACCAUGGUAGUGCCUGUAACACCCAUGUGUGGUCAAGGGGAAUUUCUAUUUAUUUGCACCUUGGGCUUUUGACUGUUGAUGAUGAGUAUGAUUUUAAGCUCUUCGAGUUUCACAAACUUAUUUAAACUGGCAGAACUAAACGCCACUGUAGUUUUACGAAUAUCUGUUUCUUGAGAUUUUACAUGACCCACUUGCUGAAAUAAUAGUAGGUUCAUUCUCUCUGUAAAAGGAAAAAUUUUCAUUGUACCAUAGCCAUCGAAAAGAAUAAUUAGACGUUGUGUACUACAGGAAGUUAGCUACAGUUUACACAGUACUUUUGGAACGACUGGGAACUCAACAGUCAAAAACCCUGGUGUCACCCUACUUCCACUGUUGUCUGUAUUAUAUUGUAUACACCUACUUUAGAAUGACAGAUAACCGUACCUUAGAGGAAUAAUGGAACUGACAAACAUUCAGAGGAAUAAAUCACUGAAUAGGCUCUGACUGUCAGACAUAAUUAUUCUUUUAUUCUUAUUUAUUAUUAUUAGUGAUUUUAUUAUCACAUGUUCGUUGAUUAAGAGGAGCAAAUGAAGAUAUUUUAGUAACUAUUUCUUAUGGUCCACAAGAGUCGAAACCAGACCCAUACUAGUUUUAAUUUUGUAUAUAUGUAGUGUUGUUCAUUUGACGAAGAAAAUUCUACAGUACUUGUCAUGUGGUCCUAAUUCCGUAUAUGUGUAUGAGGGUAUAUGCAAAUUUCAGUAAAAUUGGUAUUUUGUACAAAAUCAUUUGAUACAAAUUUGUCUUUAAUUUAGGGUACGGUCAAUCAUUGCCUAUAAAGCGAGAACCUAAAAACACAUUUACUGAUGCCAUUUAGGUAUAAAAUGAAAGAAUGUUGUUUAAUACACUAGUUAUUUAUUAUAUG